Quercus robur (English oak) is the source of this 1392-nucleotide messenger RNA. Its product is annotated as thiamine thiazole synthase 2, chloroplastic. Lineage: Eukaryota; Viridiplantae; Streptophyta; Magnoliopsida; Fagales; Fagaceae. The coding region runs from base 121 to 1191 and encodes 356 amino acids. The transcript has 2 exons. The record is from RefSeq and is a predicted model, not a curated record. Gene Ontology annotation, biological process: thiamine biosynthetic process.
UUUUCAUACUUUCCUACAAUCUUCCCACCCUGUUCAUUAAUACCCUGCUCACACUCAUCAUUCUAAGCCUUUGAUUACCUCACAACAUCAUCGUUCCCCAAAACUAUAUCAAACACUUCAAUGGCAGCCAUGGCUACAACCUUCACUUCUUCACUCCCAAAACCAUCUUUCUUAGACAACAAUAAGUCCUGCUUCCAUGGCACGCCCAUCACUACCUCUCGCUUCACACCCAUCAAAUCCACCCCACAAAACUCCACCAUUUCUAUGUCCUUAACCCCACCAUACGACCUAAAAUCUUUCACUUUCCAACCCAUUAAAGAAUCCACUGUCUCUCGUGAAAUGACUCGCCGAUACAUGACAGACAUGAUCACUUACGCUGAUACUGAUGUUGUCAUAGUCGGUGCUGGCUCAGCUGGUCUCUCAUGCGCUUAUGAACUCAGCAAAAACCCUUCAAUCCGUAUAGCUAUUAUUGAACAAUCCGUUAGCCCUGGUGGUGGUGCAUGGCUUGGUGGCCAGCUCUUUUCAGCUAUGGUUGUACGUAAACCAGCUCAUCAUUUCCUUGACGAGCUUGAAAUCGAGUAUGAUGAGCAAGAAAACUACGUUGUUAUCAAGCACGCAGCUUUGUUCACAUCCACAAUCAUGAGCAAGCUAUUGGCUAGGCCUAACGUGAAGUUGUUCAACGCUGUGGCAGCUGAGGAUUUGAUAGUGAAGGAAGAGAGGGUCUCGGGUGUGGUGACCAACUGGGCUUUGGUUUCAAUGAACCAUGACACUCAGUCUUGCAUGGAUCCUAAUGUGAUGGAGGCUAAGGUUGUGGUGAGCUCGUGUGGGCAUGAUGGGCCAUUUGGAGCCACCGGAGUUAAGAGGCUGAAGAGUAUUGGAAUGAUUGAUAGUGUGCCUGGGAUGAAAGCCCUUGACAUGAACACUGCUGAGGAUGCCAUUGUCAGGCUUACUCGAGAGAUUGUGCCUGGUAUGAUUGUUACUGGGAUGGAGGUUGCAGAAAUUGAUGGUGCCCCAAGAAUGGGUCCAACAUUUGGGGCCAUGAUGAUAUCGGGUCAAAAGGCGGCACACUUGGCCUUGAAGGCGUUGGGACAGCCCAAUGCAAUCGAUGGGACAUACAGUGAAGCUGGGGGCGUACAACCAGAGCUUAUUCUUGCUGCUGCUGAGACUGGGGAGAUUGUUGUGGAUGCGUGAUGAUACGAGGCCUUUUGGAUUGUUAAAAUUUGGAAUAAAUAAAGGAAGUGUUGAUGAAAAUAGACCAUUUUGGUAGGGAUUACUAGAUAUUGGAUGUGGAUAUUUGUAUGUGAUGGGGAAAAUUCAUUUUGAUUUGUGUUAAAUUAAGUUCUAGUUUAGUAAGCAUAUAUACUAUAUAUAUUGGAAGGUGUAUUUUGAGAA